Sciurus carolinensis (gray squirrel) is the source of this 1887-nucleotide messenger RNA. RefSeq names its product myelin associated oligodendrocyte basic protein (gene Mobp). Gene Ontology annotation, molecular function: actin binding; myosin binding. Gene Ontology annotation, cellular component: cortical actin cytoskeleton. Bases 213 to 704 code for a protein of 163 amino acids. NCBI's taxonomy places the organism in Eukaryota, Metazoa, Chordata, Mammalia, Rodentia, Sciuridae. The record is from RefSeq and is a predicted model, not a curated record. The transcript is spliced from 7 exons.
ACCUUGUGUAAUGAAAACCCAGAUAUAUAAUCUCUCCCUAUAUAUUCUGCAUGCAUUGAGGUAGCCUCAACCCCUCAGGGACCUUGGUAUAGACGAGGGACCCCUUACACCCAGCAACUGCUAUCUGAAGGAAAAAAAGAAGCAAAUGAUUCCAAGACAAGCUUACAGCAGAGAUUUAAUCACCAGAUGUGUACGGAUGAAAAUACAGUAAGAUGAGUCAGAAAAUGGCCAAGGAGGGUCCCAGACUCUCCAAGAACCAGAAGUUCUCCGAGCACUUCAGCAUCCACUGCUGCCCGCCAUUCACCUUCCUCAACUCCAAGCGUGAGAUCGUGGAUCGGAAAUACAGCAUCUGCAAGAGCGGCUGCUUCUACCAGAAGAAAGAGGAGGACUGGAUCUGCUGCGCCUGCCAGAAGACCAGAACCAGCCGCCGUGCCACGUCCCCUCAGAGGCCCAAGCAACAGCCAGCGGCGCCCCCCGCGGUGGUCAGAGCACCAGCCAAGCCACGGUCCCCUCCGAGGUCUGAGCGUCAGCCGCGUCCCCGCCCAGAGGUCCGACCACCACCAGCCAAGCAGCGUCCCCCUCAGAAGUCCAAGCAACCGCCACGCAGCAGCCCCCUCAGAGGGCCAGGCGCCAGCCGUGGGGGGUCUCCCAACAAAGCUUCUAGAUUGAAAAGAAGAAGCAAGCCAACUCCAAAAAAGAAGUGAUAAAGGAGUUUCAAGUGAAUGGAUGGCCUCAGCCCCUGGACUCACUGCUUCGCAACCUACCUGCCCUUGGACAAGUUAUCUGGCUUCGAAUAUGAUGCAGGGGCAGACACCUGCUGAUAUAGCAACUGCCAUUGCCCAGAGUUCCCAUGACAUGGGAGUCUCAGGGCAGCCUGCCUGGAGGACACAGACGUAUGGCUCCAGAGCACUUUCAGGGGACUGGAAAGAGUGCUUAGAGAGUUCUACUUCCAGAUGGCACAAAUAUUGGAGAGCCCUUCCUCAUUCCAUGUCACCCCAAGGAACCUGACCACUGAAGCUCUUCAUGAAAAGACCACUCUGACUCUCCUCCUUCAGGGAUUUGGCCUGGAUUUAGAGUUCUAUUGUAUCCAAAGCCCAAGAGACCCAGGUCUCUUGGGUUACUCUCUUUACUCAGUCCAUAGUUGCGGGGAGUGGGUGGUGGAAAGAGAGGGGUUGGAUUAGAUGCAUCUCUAUUUGGGUUCCAUCUGAGUCUGCUCUAGAAGCUAUUUCAGUUUGUGUUAAGUCCAAAUUUAGAUGAUUUGUUUAUUGAAUUCCAAAGUUGGGUGAAGGGUGAAAAAUAUCAGUAACUCUUUCCACCCCUCCUCAAUCUCUCCAUCAUUUCUUUUCUACUUAGGAGGCCAGUGAAAGGGAAGGGAGGCCAUGCCUUAGCCCAUAAGGGUACAAGGAUCAUUGUUCUUCUAGGACUGGCCCAUCCUGCUUAUGAUUUAGAGGACCUUUACUUUCCCAGCAUGACCACACUUUCUGGUCUUCUUUUUGUUCUCUCCUUUUAUACAUGGACAAUAUAUGGUCACAUAUACCUGGUGUUUGGCCUAUUGCAGGACUCUGUUCUUACUGUUCAUUCUGACUCUGAUUCUGUGGCCCACAGUCUUGGUUCAGGUGCCUCCAGCUCAAAUACCAUCUCAGAGUUGCUUCCUUUAAAAAAAUACAGUGCCAUGGCUGUAGUUAUUCUGUCACUCCAAGUUUGGUUCACUUUCUCAGCACUUCAUCACCAUAUCUUCUUGUUCAUUGGUUUACUUGUUUAAUGAUGAACUCUUUUUCCUCCUCUAAUGUAAAUCCCACAAUUGCCAACAUCUACUCACUCCUAUAUCUUCAGUUCCCGGCAUUAGUAAGAAUUCAAAAUAAAACUUCUUAACUGAAUGGAUGUUUG